Molecule: messenger RNA, 1986 nt
Organism: Alosa sapidissima (American shad)
Lineage: Eukaryota; Metazoa; Chordata; Actinopteri; Clupeiformes; Clupeidae
Product: ras-related protein Rab-9A-like
Exons: 2
Coding region: 150-755 (201 amino acids)
Biological process (GO): Rab protein signal transduction; retrograde transport, endosome to Golgi
Cellular component (GO): lysosome; late endosome; phagocytic vesicle
Molecular function (GO): GTP binding; GTPase activity
Source: RefSeq, a predicted model, not a curated record
GAGGUCGGUCAUAUGAGCGUCACUUGUGUGUCGGAGCUGCUCCAGGGCGCCAUGUCUUGGUAAAGUUUAAGAUAUAAAGGAACAUGCAGUGGGGAUAGGAUGGCGCUACGUGAAUUCAUAACCUUUUCGUAAACUGACAAGGGUGCACCAUGACCUCCAAGUCAUCCAUACUGAAGGUCAUCCUGCUGGGGGAUGGUGGUGUGGGCAAGUCCUCCCUGAUGAACCGGUAUGUGGCCGACAAAUUUGACACACACCUCUUCCACACCAUUGGCGUGGAAUUCCUCAACAAGGAGCUGGAGGUGGACGGGCGCACCGUCACCUUACAGAUCUGGGACACGGCGGGCCAGGAGCGCUUCCGCAGCCUGAGGACGCCCUUCUACCGCGGCUCCGACUGCUGCCUGCUGGCCUUCAGUGUGGACGACAACCAGAGCUUCCUCAACCUGGCCAACUGGAGGAAGGAGUUUGCCUACUAUGCGGACGUGCGUGAGCCCGACCGCUUCCCGUUUGUGGUGCUGGGCAAUAAGGUGGACGUGCCCGAGAGGCAGGUGUCACUGGACGAGGCCCAGCGGUGGUGCCGCGACAACGGCGGGCACCCGUACUUCGAGACCAGCGCCAAGGAUGCCACCAACGUGACGGCGGCCUUCGAGGAGGCCGUACGCCGCGUGCUGGCCUCCGAGGAGAGGGCAGAGCAUCUGCUGCCGUCCGACACGGUGGAUCUGCGGAGGAAGGCGCGCUCCAGCCCCCCCUGCUGCUGAGGAGAGGGACUGCACAGUCAGGACAGUUGUAGUGAGAGAACUGUCAGAAUACUGUAAUCAGAAAACAUGGCCGGACUACAACUGGCGAAAAAAAACUGAUGAAAGGACAUGCUGUGAAGCUUGGCCUACAGCUGUCACCCUCAGAAGGCUUGGCUGUUAGCUCUGUAAUGUAGUUUCAUAUGCUUCCAACGUGCCAAGGAUGAACACACUGCAUCACACACCAAGUUAACAAACGUGUAGAUACAGACACCUGGCCCACAUUGGAUACUUUCUGAUGAACUGCAAAUGCACUCCCAUAUCAAGACAGCCUCUCUCUCUCUCUCUCUCUCAAACACACACUAUACACACACACACACACAAACACAGACAAAAUGUUCCUGUGUCACUGUACAUGAUGACACACAUGUACUCAUGUUUUUAGGGGUCACACUGUCAUACAGUAUAUUUUGAAUAUCUGAGUUUGUGUCCUUUUGAAGGAUGAGAAAGACUGUGCGAAAUAUAUGACAAAUCUACUUUAUUUUUUAUUUUAUUUUUAUCCAGUGGAUUUUCUGAGAUGUGUCUUGUUUUUGAAUAACAGUGCUGCUCACAGCAUGGAGUGUAUGCUUAUAAUCAAAGUAUCAAAAGAAUAGACACUAAUGCAAGAGCCAAAACUUGCAUGAAACUCUCAGUAGGUCACUUCUGUGCAAAUGCAUAUUAUAGAUAUUAACUCUGUUCACUUCUGUGCAAAUGCAUAUAGAUAUUAACUCUGUUCACUUCUGUUGUUCUGUUGUUGUGCAAUUGUUGAUAUUUGAUCCUGCAGCUACAUGUUGAUUGGCUGGAAUUGUUCAACAUGUUCUCAACCAUGUUUGCUUUGCAUGAACAGCAUUUACAGAGCCAGGACACUAUACAGACACUGGAGUUUUUGAAGUGUAUACACUGAAUGGACAGCUUGAAUUUCCCCUUGGGGAUCAAUAAAGUAUCUAUCUAUCUAUCUAUCUAUCUAUCUAUCUAUAUGGAGCCACUUGGGGGACACUAGUGCACUCCAGUGACAAUAGCCCCUAGGGGCUUCAUGAAGCUAGACUGUGAUGAGAAAUUUGCUGAAUAUGUCAAAAAUGUAUUUGAUUAGAAUCAUGGACCGCACCUUUAGUCUACCUAUUGUACAGUAAUGUAUGUAUGUGCAUUAUAAUAAUUAACAGUUAUGCAAUAAACAGUCAGUAAUGUGGUUAUUAAAGAUAAAAAAACUUUUCAGUUG